GGAGAGCUUUUUGAUCGGAUUGUGGCGAGAGGACAUUACACGGAGCGAGCAGCUGCGGCUGUUAUGAGAACAAUCGUUGAGGUUGUGCAACUGUGUCACAAGCAUGGGGUAAUCCAUAGAGACUUGAAACCUGAGAAUUUCUUGUUUGCCAACAAGAAGGAGAAUUCCCCUCUCAAGGCAAUCGAUUUUGGAUUAUCGAUAUUCUUCAAGCCAGGCGAAAAGUUCUCAGAAAUUGUGGGAAGUCCAUAUUACAUGGCGCCAGAGGUUUUGAAGCGAAAUUAUGGACCAGAAAUAGACAUAUGGAGUGCAGGGGUUAUUUUAUACAUCUUGUUGUGCGGAGUUCCUCCCUUUUGGGCUGAGACUGAACAAGGGGUGGCUCAAGCUAUUCUCCGUGGACUGAUAGAUUUCAAACGCGAUCCAUGGCCCAGUAUCUCAGAGACUGCUAAAAGUCUUGUCAAGCAAAUGUUGGAGCCAGAUCCAAAGCUUCGCUUGACUGCAAAGCAAGUUCUUGAUCAUCCUUGGCUCCAAAAUAUCAAAAAAGCUCCAAAUGUUCCACUUGGCGAUGUUGUCAAAUCAAGGCUCAAGCAGUUUUCCAUGAUGAACAGAUUUAAAAGAAAGGCUCUACGGGUAAUUGCUGAUUUUUUAUCCACCGAAGAAGUCGAAGAUAUCAAAGAAAUGUUCAAGAAGAUUGACACUGAUAAUGAUGGUAUUGUUAAUAUUGAAGAACUGAAGGCUGGCGUUCACAACUUAAGCUCUCAACUUGCCGAGUCUGAAAUUCAGAUGUUAAUAGAAGCUGUUGAUAACAAUGGGAAAGGCACUUUGGACUAUGGAGAAUUUGUUGCAGUGUCUCUUCAUCUACAGAAAAUGGCAAAUGAUGAGCACCUUAGGAAGGCGUUUUCCUACUUCGAUAAGGAUGGAAACGGUUACAUCGAGCCAGAUGAACUUCGUGAUGCUUUAGUAGAAGAUGGAGCAGAUGAUUGUACAGAUGUUGCAAAUGACAUCUUUCAGGAAGUGGAUACAAACAAGGACGGGCUUAUAAGUUACGAUGAAUUCGUGGCAAUGAUGAAAACAGGAACAGAUUGGAGGAAGGCUUCUCGGCAUUACUCGAGAGGGAGAUUUAACAGUCUCAGCAUCAAGCUGAUGAAAGAUGGAUCACUAAACUUGGGGAGUGAAUAAUACAACAAUCCCUUGGAGUGGAGAGUUUGCAUUUGGUUUCUUCACAUAGAGAAGCACUGUAACAUUGGGCUUACAUCUGAAGUUGCUUUCUUUUGUGAUUAUUUGUUGGGUGCCCGGCCCCUUCGAUUAGGACGUGGCGGCCCAGUAGCGCCAUUGAAGGCCCAGUAUGUCUCUAAUUGGCCCCACCGAAAAUGUUAUGUAAAAUGUGAUGCCAUGUAGUUAACAGUACAGGCUUGUAUGAUACACUUACACUACUUUUCUAAUGCUCUCGGUUUAACAUCCACUUGAUUUA
This is a messenger RNA of Momordica charantia (bitter melon), 1468 nucleotides long. RefSeq names its product calcium-dependent protein kinase 13 (gene CPK13). Gene Ontology annotation, molecular function: calcium ion binding; ATP binding; protein kinase activity. Gene Ontology annotation, biological process: protein phosphorylation. The record is from RefSeq and is a predicted model, not a curated record. NCBI's taxonomy places the organism in Eukaryota, Viridiplantae, Streptophyta, Magnoliopsida, Cucurbitales, Cucurbitaceae.